GUACUGUCCAUCUUCCCAAAGCAUCUUCGCUUGCAACUCGGUCAACUCGGUGACACGAUAGCCUGAUAGGAGAGUUUCAGUUUCCAGUUAACAUCACUCCCCAGAGUCCACAGCACCCCAGACCCCGAGCGAGAGCGCUCGGCACGGCAAGUCGGCGGCGAUCAUGGCGGCGGCUGUUCUCAUCACCCUUCUCCUCCUCCUCCUUCUCCCGGCGCGCCACGCUCUCGCCACGGCGGCCGGCGACGCGCACCCGGGCUACGCGGGCGCGGAGGCCGACACCUGCGGGCCGGAGCUCGGAGACGGCGGCUCCGUGGGCCGGCGGAGUCACGGCCCGGCGCUGGAGGAGUACGGCGGGGGGCGCAUCGUGGACAUCACCCACGCGUACCGGCCCGACAUGCCGGCGUUCGCGCCGGGCGCGACCGUGGGCCCCGUGGUGCGGCUCAAGGAGUCCAUGGAGAACGGGUCCGAGUACAACCUGUCGGAGCUCCGGAUCGAGUGCCACAUGGGCACCCACGUCGACGCGCCGGGCCACAUGAACCAGGCCCACUUCGCCGCCGGCCUCGACAUCGACACGCUCGACCUCGACGUCCUCAACGGUCCUGCGUUACUGGUCGAUGUUCCGAGACACACAAAUAUAACAGCUGAAGCAAUGGAAUCCCUUAACAUACCGAAAGGUGUCCGUCGUGUUCUCUUCAGGACAUUGAACACAGACAGGGGGCUCAUGUGGAAGGCAUCAGGCGAUCUCAGUUAUGUUGGUUUUACAAAGGAUGGUGCACAAUGGUUAGUUGACAACACCGACAUCAAGCUUGUUGGGGUUGACUAUCUAUCGGUUGCAGCAUUUGAUCACUUAAUCUCUGCCCAUGUGGUCUUUUUCAAAAAUGCGGAUAUCAUCCUAGUCGAAGCUCUGAAACUAGACAAUGUCAAGACUGGUUUAUACAUGCUGCACUGCUUACCUCUAAGACUGGUUGGAUCUGAGGGUUCACCAAUCAGGUGCAUCCUUAUCAAGUGAUCACUUCGCUGCCGCUCUUGCCAGAGGCUGCAAUGCAUUGUGCCCACUGAUGUUACAUCCUGGCUAAUGUCUUGGUGCACAGUCCAUCCAUGUAACAAUAAAUUCCAUGUGUCAUGUAUUAUAUGUUUUUUUCCCUUGAAGAAUGACGGGGGCAGAAGACCUCCCCACAGGAUGUUAUAUAUUGCUCGAAAGGGAGUGGGCAGUCCAACAAAUAUUGUCACAAAUAGCGUCAUGUAAUAUACUAUGUUUGUACCGUCAAAUAUUUUCAAUCAACAAGAAUGUACCUUUACUACAGAUAAGUCACUUGUGCAAGACAAAUUUACCUGAGAA
This is a messenger RNA of Brachypodium distachyon (stiff brome), 1339 nucleotides long. Its product is annotated as kynurenine formamidase. The transcript has 6 exons. The record is from RefSeq and is a predicted model, not a curated record. Gene Ontology annotation, molecular function: arylformamidase activity. Bases 164 to 1009 code for a protein of 281 amino acids. Lineage: Eukaryota; Viridiplantae; Streptophyta; Magnoliopsida; Poales; Poaceae.